Messenger RNA from Polyodon spathula (Mississippi paddlefish), 1810 nucleotides. RefSeq names its product somatomedin-B and thrombospondin type-1 domain-containing protein-like. The record is from RefSeq and is a predicted model, not a curated record. Lineage: Eukaryota; Metazoa; Chordata; Actinopteri; Acipenseriformes; Polyodontidae. Bases 1 to 807 code for a protein of 268 amino acids. The transcript is spliced from 6 exons.
AUGAAUAAUCUGUACGAGGCAGCAACUUCUCUUUCGGUGCGUCUUUGGGAUGUGUCUGGGUUGUCUUGCAGAUACCUGGCGGCGUUGGGGAUUCUUCUUCAGCGGGCAGAGGCGGGGUGCACCGACCGGGAGAACCCCAGAUGCUGCACAGGAAGGAAUAACGAGUGCUUUGAAUUCACAAGUAGAAAGACUGUUUGCUACUGUGACACCUAUUGCCAGAGAACAGGAGACUGCUGCGCGGAUUACCAAGCCGUGUGUCAAAUAUCUGCUAUUGACUGUGUGGUUGGUUCCUGGGGUCCUUGGUCGGAGUGCGGCUCCCUGUGUGGCGGGGGCAGCAAAGAGAGGACCCGGCAGGUCACAGUGCCCCCUAGGAACGGCGGAACGCCAUGCCCGGACCUGAAGCAGAGGCGCGGCUGCUUCGGACACAGCCCUAUCUGCAACGCCGCUGAAGAGGUGGCAAAGAUUCUGCCUGAUUCCUACAAAAGGAACUUCAAGGACCCCUGGAGAAGGCCACACAUGUUGAUGAAGGAAGUGAAACCCAGUUACUGCGUGCACUUCCGGGUGAAGCAGGUGAGCGCGGCGUGUCGGCAGAGCCUCUGGAGCAGUCACCUGCUGAGGGAGAGGUCUGUCUGUGUCGAGUGUCACGGAGAAGCCAUGGGCAGCAGGAGCCGCUGUGAAGGGGACGGCCUGGAAGCUACGAGGACGUUCUGGACUGCAGCCUCUGUCCCGGGCUGCCAGGGCUCGUGGGUGCGGGAGUCCUCUCGAGAGCAGUGCAGGUGUCCGCAGCACUCCCUCAUCUUUGUAUAAGCUUGUCUCGCUGAAACCCACAGGACAGCUCCUGGAUGAUGAAGAAUCCUGCCAGCCACCAAGGACUCAACAACAGCACGACUAGAGAGAGAGCAGAAGUAUGAAGGAAAAGUCUUCUCUUCCUGCUGCACGCCUUCAUGUAAACCUCAUAUAAUAACUUUUCUCACAAAGCACAUCAACAAAACAUAGAUUUCGCCAUGUAAAUGUGUAUUUUUUUUUUUUCUCAACGCACAAAAAGAUGCCUAUAUGUCUUUUUACCUCUGAAAAUUUGCUAUCUACCUCCAUAUAUGCAGAUGCAUUUGAAAGAAUUAUUAUUUUGCUUUCUACAUUUUGUACUUUUUGUGUUCAUGGUUUUGUAUAAAUGGUCCUGUUUCUUAGAAGCCAUGCCCUCCCGUGGUAUCAGUAUUUCACUGUUCACAGACUUUGUGUAACUCCAGUUAGAACAGCAGCUGGGCAAGGCGAGAGAGAUCCGGCAGGCAGCAGAGAGACCAGGCUUGCAGAUUAGUGCUGUUCAAGCAAACUGGUCAUGAAAUUGGUUUGGGAUGUGACCUAGAGUAUGCGGGGAUCCUGUUGGUAGAAUCCGGGCUCUAGUAGCUUUUAAAUAUCUCACACCGCCCUUCACUAACAACCUGACUGAUUUCACAAGCUGAUUUUCAAUUCAUUCAACACCCCUCUUAGGGGAGCUUAUGCUGGUAAUACAGACCGCAAACCUGGUGUCUUUACAUUUGGUACACGGCUGUAUUCUAUGAUACUCUCAAUCAAGUUGCAUUACCAGGGCUGUCCACAUGAUAAUGUUUCAAUGAAGUAAUUUUAAUCUCUGGACAGAUCGAUGUCACAUACCACUCACUUAUUCAGUCAGAUAUACGAUUUCCUUUAAAUGGCGCUCUCCUGAGUUCCAUGGACAAUAAUAAUAAUACAUUGUGCAUUUACUUGUGUAGAAUUGGUCAUUUUAUUGUAUACUUACCAUUGUUUUUGUGAAAUAAAUGUACACUGCAUUUGUGUU